AUGGGAAAGAAGAGGAAAUCAAGUUCUGCUGGUGCGGCACAAGCAUUAGAGUCUUCUGUGGCACCUAUACUAGAGAUCAAUUACACUGAACCUUUAUUCACAGUAGCAGCACAUCCAUCCAAACCUAUACUCAUCUCAGGUUUAGCUACAGGGCAUCUCUAUUGUAAUUCAUAUGAUGGUGAAAAAUUACAAGAGAUUGAGCAAACUAAUAGGGCGAAACAGGUAAAGUUACAGAAACAAGCUUAUUCCAGCGGGAAAGCUUCUCAUGUAGUUAAUAAAUCAGUAUCACAACUGAAGACUAAAUGGUGGACGACAAUUGAAAAUAAUACAGAUAUUGCCAAUGAUGGCAUAGAGGUAAAGACAAACUGGAAAACGAAAAGACAUAAAGGGUCAUGUCGACAUGCGAUUUUUGAUCCAAGAGUGGAUAAACUUGGUGAAUUUGUAUAUACCUGUGGUACCGAUAAUAUCAUCAAGAAAGCUGCAACAGAAACGGGAAAAGUAUUAAGCAAAGUUGAAGUUGUUGCAGAUUAUUACAGUGAGAAGGACAGACUAACCAAAUUGUGCCAUUCUGCAACCCAUCCUUUCCUAUUGUCAGGGACUGAAGAUGGUCAUAUAUUGGUUUACGAUUCUACGAAUCUUGCUUUGAACAAACUCAAAUUCAAAGUAGAACAAGCACACGAUGAUUCUAUCAAUCACAUAAUGAGCAUGCCUGCUGUAUCUCCAUACCAUUACCUCACUUUGGGCUCAACAACACUCUCUCAUUUGGAUAUACGAAAAGGUAUAAUCACCCAAUCAGAUGAUCAAGAAGAUGAGCUUUUAUCGAUGUCGUAUACGACAAGUGAGCUUUGCGAUAACAAAAACGAUACAGUGUUGGUGAGUCAUGGAGAAGGUUUGAUAACCAUUUGGAAAAACUCCAAGAAUAAGCUAAUGGAUCAGUUAUCAAGAAUAAAAGUUAAUAAAACCGCUUCUAUAGAUGCCAUUGUACCAACGAUGAAUACUGAUAACGAGGAAAUGGCAAAUUCUGUAUGGUGUGGGGAUAGUGAGGGUUUUUUGCACCGUGUUAAUUACCAAAGGGGGAAAGUCGUUGAAACUAGAGUUCAUUCUUCAGGUCAUGGCAAAUUGAGUGGAGUUGAUGAAGUGGGAAUCUUGGAUAUCGAUUAUGAUUAUCGAUUGGUUUCUGCUGGGUUGGAGAGCUUGAAGAUAUGGUCGAAUAGAAAGGGGUCGGAGGAUGACAUUGACAGUGAUGGAGAAGACACCGAGGAAAGUGGUGAAGAAGACACUGGGAAAAGUGAUGAAGAAGACAGUCGGGAAAGUGGUGAAGAAGACACCGAGAAAAGUGAUGAAGAAGACAGUCGGGAAAGUGACAAAGACAAUGAUUCCGGCUCGGAGUCAAACUCAAGUGAAAUCGAUGGAGAGGAUGACAAGGCAAAUCUCCAGGAAAAUUCACCGUCUUUAAUCAAGAAGCACAAUAUCUCCAAAUAUGGACUUGAAGAACCAGUUUCAAAAAGGCCCAAAAUUAAACAAAAAAAACUUUCAGCAAAGCAAUUAAGAAACAUGCAAAAACAUGAACACGGAAUAAGGAAAUUCGAAGGACUCUAG
Molecule: messenger RNA, 1599 nt
Organism: Lodderomyces oxycetoniae
Lineage: Eukaryota; Fungi; Ascomycota; Pichiomycetes; Serinales; Debaryomycetaceae
Gene: JIP5
Product: Jip5p
Exons: 1
Coding region: 1-1599 (532 amino acids)
Biological process (GO): positive regulation of transcription by RNA polymerase I; rRNA processing
Cellular component (GO): nucleolus
Molecular function (GO): protein binding
Source: RefSeq, a predicted model, not a curated record